Thamnophis sirtalis is the source of this 793-nucleotide messenger RNA. The record is from RefSeq and is a predicted model, not a curated record. Lineage: Eukaryota; Metazoa; Chordata; Lepidosauria; Squamata; Natricidae.
GACAGGGGCCACUUCUGCCUCACCUACGAGGCCUCCAUGACGCGGCUCUUCCGGGAGGGCCGGACGGAGACCGUGCGCUCCUGCACCAGGGAGGCCACGGCCUUCGUGCGCAGCAUGAGCGACCCCAGCUGUAGCCCCUCGGACCGCCUGCAGCUCUUCCAGACAGCGGCCGAGAAGCACCAGCAGAUGUACCGCCUGGCCAUGACGGGGGCCGGGAUCGACCGGCAUCUCUUCUGCCUUUACGUGAUGUCCCGCUACCUGGGUGUGAAGUCUCCCUUUCUGGACAAGGUGCUGUCCGAGCCCUGGCGCCUCUCCACCAGCCAGACCCCCCAGCAGCAGAUCAGGAUGUUCAGCCUGGAGGCCUACCCGGACUACGUCUCCUCGGGCGGGGGCUUUGGGCCAGUGGCGGACGAUGGCUACGGGGUCUCCUAUAUCAUUGCUGGGGAGAAGCUGAUCACGUUUCACAUUUCCAGCAAGUUCUCCAGCCCUGAAACAGACUCGAAGCGCUUCGGGGCCAACAUCCGCCAGGCCAUGGUGGACAUAGCCGCCCUGAUGGACAUGCAGCCCAGGCAAAAGGCCCGUUGAGCCGGGGGGGCCUUUGCCCAGAGCCACAAGGAAGCAGCAGCCGCCUUCGGGGAGGCCAUGCCGGGCAUCGUGGAGCCUGGUGCCAGCCGGCCGGCUGCGUCUCCCGCCCUGCAGAGCUGCACUGUGGGUGCAGCGGGGAUUGGCGGGGAGUGGGGGGCAGAGCGGCUGCCCCGUGAUGUCCCUCAUAAAGGAGGAGCACUUCAGGGAC